Molecule: messenger RNA, 2283 nt
Organism: Corticium candelabrum
Lineage: Eukaryota; Metazoa; Porifera; Homoscleromorpha; Homosclerophorida; Plakinidae
Product: stimulated by retinoic acid gene 6 protein-like
Exons: 18
Coding region: 85-2052 (655 amino acids)
Biological process (GO): vitamin A import into cell
Cellular component (GO): plasma membrane
Molecular function (GO): retinol transmembrane transporter activity; signaling receptor activity
Source: RefSeq, a predicted model, not a curated record
UAUGAUCACAUCACACAUCUGUUUGUACCUGCUCACGUGCAACGGAACAGGAAGUAUUCGCCGGUGGUAACUAUCAGCACAAGAAUGCUCGUAUCGUUUACUUACGCCAGUUUGCUGGUUCGGGUUCGAGGUGCACUUGCUGCUGUAGACAUGGUAAAUUCUACACAAGUUUUGCCAACAGUGGAGCCAGUUAGCGCAUUAUGUGAAUUCGCGACGGAUGGUGAUUCCAUCUACACAUUUGGAGGCAUAGGGUGUGGCUUGAUGAUGCUGAUUAUGCUGUCGCAAAAUAGGGUCAGUCUCUGGCCGAGUGUUCUUGGUGGGAGACCAGGAUUAGUGAUACCAGUCAAUUUGUUGGAAGGCCGCUCUAAUCGAUUUUCCUACAUUGCUGCAUUCUGCGCAAUGGUUGGUGCUCUCAUCAAUUUGGUUUUUAAUGCUAUCGCUUUCACAGGAUCCGAACCUUGGACACAAACCCUACGAGCAAUUGCCUUGGUAUUUCUUAUCUCAAUUUCAUAUGCUGUUAUUGUAACUGGGAUUGAUGCACCUGUCAAACUUGUUGGCUAUACCAUUGGUUUGGUCUAUAGCAUUGUGAUCAUUUCGGUAAAUUCUGCCAUUGUAGUACAGUGCAAUAAUGGAAUAUUUGGAAUUGCACCAACUGUGCUUUCUCAACUUCCUUCCUUAUUCUUAUUGUAUCUUAUCUGUUGGUAUGCAUAUAAGUUAGUGAAAGAGCUAUGUACAAUUACACAAAAAGGUUCUGGUUUACCUUUGGAUCAACACAGAGUUCCUAUUGAAUGGAAGUAUGUGAAACAAAGAAUGUGCAGGAAGCUAGAUGACACUUCUGGCUUGCCCUCUACAUGGUAUGCUCGAUUUAUCAAUGGCAUCAGAUAUCACUGGGAUCCGACAUUUAGGUACUCUACUAGGAUGCUAGUAACUACAUCGAUUGCAGCAGUGGCAUUGUGGGAGUUGGCUGUGGCUUCAUUUGCUACUGGUAUACACCUCCAUGGCUCCAUACAUGAUCUAGCAGACAGCCUGAAAAGUGCUACAAGCAAUGCAGGCCCUAACAAUUCUGUAAAGGUGUAUUAUGAUAAUUUGGUUGACUUCAUUGCUGACAGCAUUCCCGAUAGUUACCUUACUGCAGUUACAUUGACCACUUUAAUUACAGCUGCCCAUUUGCUUCAUAUUCUAGCUUGCUACAGAAAACAUAUGAAGCGUUUGUAUCGUGGAGACAGGUCGUUUCUACCUCGAGCACAGCCCCAGCCAGUGGGACUAAUGACUGCAUCAAUGAGGUAUUCUGGGUAUCAGAUUGGCUACAUGCUGUGGGGAUUUGUCCUACAGUCUUUUGUCUUCUUUCUUGUAUUCCUGGUAAUAGAAUUUUUGUUUUUCUUUGACAUUGUGUCAUUUGGUGAUCUCGUACUUCAAUUUUUACCCACUAUUGUAUUUACCAUCUUGUUGUUUAUUGCUCAAUUCCUUCUGGCCAAGUAUGUGCUUCUGACAGAUUAUGGAAAAUAUGUAAACAUUUCCAACAGGCGUUUGUUCCAUUCUAUCUCAUUCUUCUCUUUUUUCUACAAUGCUCUUAUUGGCUUGUUCUCUUGCCUGAGACGCAUUCUAACAGGACUUGUGUUAGGUCUUCUACUUAUUGACCGCCUUGAUCGUUGCACUCUACCUAAUGGUUGGGAAGGCUUUGAUCCAGGAUACAGGAGUUAUGUUGGCUACCUUCUUUUGGAGCACUCAUACUCCAACCCAUACCUUGUCACGUUUUUGUACUUACUUCGAAGAAAAGAUUGUUCUCGGGCUACUGUAGAUGAAGUUGAACUUUAUGGUGUGCACUCAAACACAAGCCAAUUUUUGAGCUACCGAUCAAGGAUUACUCGUAACAGAUGGUUGGUUGCAUACACUUUGAUUAACAACCCAAGUCUAUUAAAAUAUCGAGAUCAUAGAGUAGACAAACUGGAACAUGCCAUGUUGCUAACCAGAAGCUUCAGCUUGAGUCAUGAUGCAACCCAGUCUAGAUCCACUGAAAAAUUGGUUACGACAGCAGAAGAUGAACUUGCCUAGUACAACUAUGAAUUCUGACAAUCUUUAGUAGAUGUAACUAAGUAAGUUUCCCAUUGCAGUUUUUGCAUUUAAUUUUUGAACUCUAAGCCAACAUUAAGGAAAGGUGAUUUGCUAAUGGUUUACUUUGAAUUUAGCAAGCAUGCUCAGGAGAUCAGGCUUAAUGUUUUAGAGGUAAACAGUUUGGCAACAGUAAAGAGAUAUUUGUAAUUACAGGUGGUUCUGAACAAAUUA